AUGGAGGCCACAGGACUCCCACCCGGCUGGGAAGUCCGCCAUUCAAACAGCAAGAAUCUCCCUUACUACUUCAACCCACAAACAAAGGAGUCCAAAUGGGAGCCCCCACCAGAAACCGACAGCGAGACACUCAAGCAUUACAUGGGCCGGUAUCAUACCGCUAACCAACACCAAAACGGCGCAGCUCCAGCUCAGCCAGACCUGGACGGGAAGAUUCGCUGCGCUCAUUUGCUCGUCAAGCACAAGGACUCCAGACGGCCCAGUUCUUGGCGGGAGGCGAAUAUUACGCGGUCCAAGGACGAGGCCUUCAGUAUCAUUAAGAACUACGAAAGCAGGAUCAAGAAUGGGAGUACUAGUCUUGGCGAGUUGGCGACGACGGAGAGUGAUGAUCCCUCAGCUAGGAAGCGGGGAGACCUUGGCUUCUUCGGCCAAGGGGACAUGCAGAAAGAGUUCGAAGAAGCCUCUUUCGUGCUCAAGCCCGGGGAAAUUUCUCCUGUGAUUGAGACGGCGAGUGGGUUGCAUAUCAUCGAGAGUCUUCCGCACCGCCUGCGACGCUGCGCAGAUGACUCCAAACCCGACGCUCAGCCCGUCUACAAGGAGUAUGCCGAACCCAAAGAUAACACGGCACCACUCCCCAACCCGGAUGCGAUGGACGACCCGAACAUCCAUCUCGAAAUUCCAGAGGGAUAUGACCUAGGUCAAUUCAGAGACCUCCUGCGCAGCAACAUAAACGACUGGAGCUGGAACCUCUUCUCGAGCAAACCAAGGAUGAAGAAGAGUCCGCAGGAACGUGUCUACUCUGAUGAUCAACGUGAACGCCUGUUCCAGGAGGACAAGAAAGAACAGGAGAAAGCCUCGCGACCGGCAGACGACGCUGGCAAGUCCAGUCCAGAAAAGCCUACCAAAUCAACAUCUCCAGAACCUGACGAGAAUGACUGGAUCAAGACGAAUGGUCAAGAACAACCCGAGACCAACGCCCAAUUUAAGGGCUUCCCGUCUUUGACAGGUUGGACGAUCCCGAAGCGGACAUCACCGUCCAGCCAAAGCGAUUCCUGA
This is a messenger RNA of Anthostomella pinea, 1056 nucleotides long. Lineage: Eukaryota; Fungi; Ascomycota; Sordariomycetes; Xylariales; Xylariaceae. The record is from the annotation of a GenBank genome assembly.